GUGUUUUUCUGUCUAACCAUGGACUCAAAGGUUCAUAUAGAAAUUGUCGGCUUAAUUAAAGACCGUAAUUUCCAUGUUGCCAAAAGUAUUGCUGAGGGACUAAAGCAGAAGUUUCCUGAGGCUUUUUUGGACCCAAAAAUUCAACCUCUACUUGAAUUUGACUGGCACACGUAUAUAUGCAACAAGAAGAGGGAGCUGCGUGGUGAAGUGUGGCAGUACUCCAGUAACCUGAUGUGUUUUCUGAACGGCCUUCUCCUCGGUAACGAGAAGGAUUUUGCCAGCUGGGCAAAGAAUCAGUGGGGUUUCACUUUCACUCGGCCACAGGCUUUCUAUAUGGCUCUCACUGAGGACUACUACACCAAACAUCUCCAGAAAACUGGGGCAAGUCAUAUACAUAAUACGCAUCGGUUUGUCUUCAUGGAUAUUGAGAUAGCAGGAGAAGCAGUGGGGAGGUUGCUGUUUGAGCUUUUCUCAGAUGUUUGUCCAAAGACAUCAAAGAACUUUGAGGCUCUGUGCACAGGAGAGCAAGGACUGUCGCAGAGCGGCUUCCUGCUCUGCUAUAAGGGCUCUCUGUUUCAUCGGGUAGUGCCCAACGGCUGGGUGCAAGGUGGAGAUAUUUCUCCAGAAAGGAAAGGCAAUGGAGGCGAAUCGGUCUUUGGACCAACUUUUGAAGAUGAGAGUUUUGCUGUUUCCCACUCAAAGCGAGGCACUCUUGGAAUGGCCAAUAAGGGUCCCCACAGCAAUGGAUCCCAGUUUUACAUCACCCUGCAGCCAACACUCUGGAUGGAUAGGACCUAUGUUGCCUUUGGACAAGUGGUUGAAGGUGUUGAUGUCCUCAAGAGAUUGGAGGAGGCCCCGACUUGCAAUGAAAGACCCAAGUAUGACUGUAAAGUUACAGAUUGUGGAGUAUUGAAGCUAUAACUGUUAAACAUACAUUAUUAAAUGUUUUUCAGUGUUUCUGAUGUAGUAAAAUAAACAGUCUUUCACGCCAACAACUACAUUUGAAUAUGAAUUUAAGAGAGAGAAGGAGCAAGUAGUUCCUGAAAGUUCAUGGCUCAAUACAAUCCUAUCUGACCAAACUGUAACACAUGGAUUGUCCCACCAUGAUUGCCAUGACAAAAGAACAUAUAGGGUCACAUUACUAGUAGUUUGUUAUCAAAAAUGCCAACAGAAAAAAUCCCACUCAUAAUUAGGCUAGUCUAUGCACCAGCACAAACCAAAAUCUAAUCAGAUUAUCUACUCCAUAUGGGGUAUCAGUGUUGUAAGCAUGAAGUUUCUACUUAUUCCAGUACUUUUUUCUUGCAUACUCUCUCAAGUAAGUUUGAACUUGUUACCUUAAAGUGUUAAGGAAUUAUAGUAAUUUUCUGGGAAGUAUGCAAAUAUAUGCAGAGUGGU
Messenger RNA from Toxotes jaculatrix (banded archerfish), 1395 nucleotides. RefSeq names its product peptidylprolyl isomerase (cyclophilin)-like 6 (gene ppil6). The record is from RefSeq and is a predicted model, not a curated record. Bases 19 to 921 code for a protein of 300 amino acids. Gene Ontology annotation, biological process: protein peptidyl-prolyl isomerization. The transcript has 8 exons. Gene Ontology annotation, molecular function: peptidyl-prolyl cis-trans isomerase activity. NCBI's taxonomy places the organism in Eukaryota, Metazoa, Chordata, Actinopteri, Toxotidae.